Messenger RNA from Camellia sinensis, 878 nucleotides. RefSeq names its product photosystem II 10 kDa polypeptide, chloroplastic-like. Gene Ontology annotation, biological process: photosynthesis. The record is from RefSeq and is a predicted model, not a curated record. Gene Ontology annotation, cellular component: photosystem II; thylakoid membrane; photosystem II oxygen evolving complex. NCBI's taxonomy places the organism in Eukaryota, Viridiplantae, Streptophyta, Magnoliopsida, Ericales, Theaceae.
GCAAUCACAAAUCCUUGGUUAUAUCAAUAAAUUUGGGUGGCCAGGAGACCACGCAUACAAACAGUUUUGAAGGCAAGAAAGAAACACUGAAAGUGAAGAUAGGCAGAAGGGCAUGGCUGCUGCAGCCUCUGUAGUGAUGACUUCACUGAGCCUGAAACCUUCUCCAUUCACAGUUGACAAAAGAGCUGUGAAAGGCCUUCCCUCCCUCACAAGAACUUCCUCUUUUAGGGUUGAGGCCAGUCGCAACAGGAAGGUCAAGACUGAUAAGCCUUAUGGAAUUAAUGGGGGGAUGAGCUUGGCGGAUGGACUCGAUGCAUCUGGCAGGAAAGCCAAGGGGAAGGGCGUAUACCAAUUUGUAGACAAAUACGGUGCUAAUGUUGACGGAUAUAGCCCCAUCUAUGAUCCAGAUGAUUGGUCUCCAAGCGGUGAUGUCUACGUUGGCGGUUCGACUGGGUUGGCAAUAUGGGCUGUAACCCUAGCUGGGAUUCUUGCCGGGGGUGCACUCCUUGUUUACAACACAAGUGCUUUGGCACCAUAGAAGACUCCCCUACAAAUAGUAGCCUGCCUAUUGUUCUAAUAAGCUUGUUCCAAUCCACUGUACGAAACAACCAACAUUAUGUCUCUAUAUGUACAUGAGUAAUGCUAGGGAUCAUAAAAAAAAUAUCAUGAAGAUGAUCAUGAAAAUUUUCACCUUUGAAUUGCACAUACAAUAAAACAUCACACUAAUCAAAGGAUGAAAAUUUUUUCCUAGUAUUAUUCUAUGUAUAUAUGCUUUUGAAACUUACCUAUAAUUUGUAUUAUUGUGGUGUAGGUUUGCUGUAAUAAUACUACGUUUGCAUGUAAAUUAAUCUAAAUUUUAUUACUUGCCUUUUGAAUAA